This is a messenger RNA of Arvicanthis niloticus (Nile rat), 4133 nucleotides long. RefSeq names its product ring finger protein 43 (gene Rnf43). The record is from RefSeq and is a predicted model, not a curated record. NCBI's taxonomy places the organism in Eukaryota, Metazoa, Chordata, Mammalia, Rodentia, Muridae.
ACAUAUAAUUGAAUUUGUUUCACCCCGUGGACUCCAGUGGGCCCGACAGCGCUACAGAAAGGGCAGCAUGUCUUCGUAUUCCGAGCUGAAGUUCCUCAGUCACCUCCGACGAGCUGUUUUAGCUGUUUACUGACCUUGUUUUGUUCAUCGGCCUUGGGUUUAGUACCUCAGAAAUCUGAUACAUAUGGAAGACCAACAGCAAGUGAUUUGACAUAAUACCAAUCCAUGUUUGUAUCUAAAGCACAUUUGGAAAUUUUGAAGAGAAGAGGUGGCAUUUCUGUAUUUGCAGUGACGAUGGGAGAAAACGACAUACCUGCCCCAGAGGUGGGCUGAAAAAAACAUCUUCUCUUCCCAGUCAGGAAGACCACCUGUGCCUGGGAAGGACCAGGAUCUGACUGGGCUCUCUGAAACGGAGGGCUAGCACCUUGCACCUUCGUUUUCUGCACUGAGGACCUGCCUUUGGGAUGAGCUAGUGGAAGCGGUAUGCAUGGCCGAAGAGCAUUGAUGCAGCUGGUAGCAUGAGUGGUGGCCACCAGCUGCAGCUGGCUGUCCUCUGGCCCUGGCUGCUGAUGACGACCCUGCACGCAGGCUUUGGACACACAGGACUGGUGCUGGCAGCAGCAGUGGAGUCUGAAAGAUCAGAACAGAAAGCUAUUAUCAGAGUGAUCCCCUUGAAAAUGGACCCCACAGGAAAGCUGAACCUCACUUUGGAAGGUGUGUUUGCUGGUGUUGCGGAGGUGACUCCAGCAGAAGGGAAGCUAAUGCAGUCCCACCCCCUGUACCUGUGCAACGCCAGUGACGAUGACAACCUAGAACCUGGAUUCAUCAGCAUCGUCAAGCUGGAGAGUCCCCGACGAGCUCCUCGCCCCUGCCUGUCACUGGCCAGUAAGGCCAGAAUGGCUGGCGAGCGAGGAGCCAACGCAGUUCUCUUUGACAUCACAGAGGAUCGAUCAGCUGCUGAGCAGCUGCAGCAGCCCCUAGGGCUGACUAAACCCGUGGUGCUGAUCUGGGGUAAUGAUGCCGAGAAGCUGAUGGAGUUUGUGUACAAGAAUCGGAAGGCCUAUGUGUGGAUUGAGCUGAAGGAGCCCCCAGCUUGGGCAAAUUAUGAUGCGUGGAUCCUCCUGACUGUGGUGGGUACCAUCUUCGUGAUCAUCCUGGCUUCCGUGCUGCGCAUCAGGUGCCGCCCCCACCAUAGCAGACCGGAUCCUCUUCAGCAGCGGACAGCCCAGGCCAUCAGCCAGCUGGCCACCAGGAGGUACCACGCCAGCUGUAGACGGGCUCGAGCCGAGUGGCCAGACUCAGGGAGUAGCUGCAGCUCGGCCCCCGUGUGUGCCAUCUGUCUGGAAGAGUUCUCAGAGGGGCAGGAGCUCCGGGUCAUUUCCUGCCUCCACGAGUUUCAUCGAACCUGUGUGGACCCCUGGCUACACCAGCAUCGAACUUGCCCCCUCUGCAUGUUCAACAUCGUAGAGGGAGAUUCAUUUUCUCAGGCUCUGGGAGCCUCUCCAUCUUACCAGGAACCAGGCAGAAGACUCCACCUCAUUCGCCAGCAUCCUGGCCAUGCCCACUAUCAUCUCCCUUCUGCCUACCUGUUGGGCCCUUCUAGGAAUUCGGUUGCCCGGACUCCAAGACCUAGACCCUUUCUGCCCUCCCAGGAGCCAAGUAUGGGGUCUCGGCAUCAGCGCCUUCCCAGGGCUUCACAUCUCCGGGUACCAGAAGAACAGCAGCACUUGGCAGUACCUGUGCACCGGUCUGCACAGGGCUGGGGGCUGAAUCGCCUCCGAUGUACCUCUCAGCAUCCCACAGCUUGCCCAGCGGCCCUACGACGAGCCAGGCCUCAUGACAGCAGUGGGUCUGGAGAAAGCUACUGUACAGAACGAAGUGGUUACUUGGCAGAUGGGCCAGCCAGUGACUCCAGCUCAGGGCCCUGUCACGGCUCUUCCAGUGACUCAGUGGUCAACUGCACGGAUAUCAGCCUGCAGGGCAUCCAUGGCAGCAGUUCUACCUUCCGAAGUUCCCUGAGCAGUGACUUUGACCCCUUGGUAUACUGUAGCCCUGAAGGGGAUCCCCAAGGGAAAGGACCUAGUGUGACCUCUCGACCCCGCUCGCUGGACUCAGUGGUACCUACGGGGGAGACCCAGGUUUCCAGCCACAUACACUAUCACCGUCACCGCCACCACCACUACAAAAAGCAAUUGCAGUGGCGUGGCAGGAAGCCUGGCCCAGAAACUGGGGUCCCACUGUCCAGGUCUGCUGCUUCUCACACUCAGCUGGAUCCAUCUCAGCUCACGGCACCCAACCCCACAGCUUCUUCAACGCUCCCCAACCCACAACGGCCCAGGGCCCUUACAGAGCCAGCCCCUGGCCUAGCAGAAGCUGCCGGCCCUAGCCCCUGUCCCAGCCCCAACCCCUGCAGCCUUUUUAACUUGCAGAAAUCCAGCCUCACUGUCAGACACUCACAGAGAAAACGGCGGGGUGGCCCCUCAGAACCCCUGCCAACCUCUCUGCCCCAGGACUUGACUGUGCACACAGCUUGCCCUACAGUUUCCCCCCACUACAGCCCCAGUCUAGCAUACCCUUGGCCCCCAGAGGUUCCUCCAUUGAUGUUCAGACCUCCAGGCCUGGAUAGGAGGCUGCUACAUGAAGUCCCAGGCCCCUGUUACUCAAGUUCACAGCCAGUGUGGUUGUAUCUGAAUCCCUGCCAGCCUCUGGGACCAUGCUUACCUGGAGAGGGACAUUCCAAGUGGACUUUUGACAACCCAGAGGACAGGAGAUGUCCUUACUCACACUAUCAGGUGCUGCCAGCCCAGCCUGGCUCAGAGGAGGAGCUUGAGGAGCUGUGUGAACAAGCUGUGUGAUGUGAGAUGGUCAGAUGAAGCUCCGACGGCGAGUUCCAAGAUAACUCGAGUUCCAGAGUGUUCCAGAUGACUCAGGGUUCUCCCUGGCACAGGGUCCUGCUCCUGGGAGGAGCCAGGACCUUAGCAAGCAUCUCUUUAUGCUGUACUUCCUGGGACCACUGGAAGAAGAGUGGUGACAGUGGCUGGUGGGAGGUGCUAUUUCCUGCCCCCAGCUCCCAAUCUUGUCUGCAGAACACACCUACAGUGCAGAAAGUCCUGCGUCCAGCUAGACAACCAGCCAGUAUCCAGUACACAUCUGUGGGGUAGACUCUGAAAGGCUGAGUUUUUGACAGGAAGCUAUGAGUGAAUAUCUAGAUGUCUUAAAGGUGCUGCUCUUUUCUCAAGCCCCGCCGGGUUCCCCGGCUGGGUCUCCUUUGCUCCAGGCUUCAAGCUCACACAAGCUGAGUGCAUGACCACAUCUCACCUCCUUUCACUGGGGCACCUUCAGCUCUAUCAUUUCCUAUCUGCACAAAAGAACAAGGAGUUUAGGUGAGCCCCAGUCCCAAGAGAGGUCUCUGUACCUUAUCCAGCCUGCAUCUGCCUGCUUGGUGCUCAGGGAGUAGUUCUUCCUUCCUGUUCUUAAACCAGUCUUACCCUGCAGGCUUUGGGGAGCCAAGGAAUAGAGUUCUGUCCCAGAGGUGAGGACUGUGGCAGACCUGGGAUCAAUCUUUUGAUUAUCAAACUCCUUGUCACUCCGGCAACUCCCAGUUCCUCUGAGGUAGAGAACAGGAAUGGAGGGAAGUUAGUGCUCCUUGAAGCUCUUCUGCCUCUAAGUCCAAGGCAGGCAGAAAGGGAUGUCUACUAAACUUCAUCUGGGAAGAAGGGGGAUGAGAUGAAGGCAGAGGAAGCACAGCUAGAGCCGAGCAAGGGCAGGAGUCUUCUCUGAGAGGUUCUUGGAGCACAGAUAGAGAAGAUGAAAUGUGACCUAUAAGCCAUACACGCCCCAACUGAAGCUGUGCAAAUGGAAUUGGAGCAAUACAUUGGCCUGGGCAGCUUGUACCAAGUGGGCAAGGGCUGAUGGGCCUCCUGUGGCUCUUGGUCCCAGCAUCCUGACCAUUGUCAGCCCCUCAGGCAGUAUCCUUGCCCGGAAUGUGAAUGUGGGGGCAAAAUGGACAUGGGAUCCUACUUGGGAACCUUCUUUCCUCAGAGUCAAUGGAGAGACUGGGAUCCAGGCACCCACAUGGGUAUUUAUAUCUGAACCAGACAGAAAGAUGCUUGAAUCAGGCACUAUGUUGAAAA